This is a messenger RNA of Leucoraja erinaceus (little skate), 15371 nucleotides long. RefSeq lists its product as uncharacterized. Lineage: Eukaryota; Metazoa; Chordata; Chondrichthyes; Rajiformes; Rajidae. The record is from RefSeq and is a predicted model, not a curated record. Bases 661 to 14994 code for a protein of 4777 amino acids. The transcript is spliced from 3 exons.
UUCCGCAUUAGUAUAGUCUGACUUAUUCCAGUGACGUUGAGCAUGCACCAUGUUCAGUAAAUCACCACAAGGCGGUGGAACAGUACAGUUGCUGCCUUACAGUUGCUGCCUUCUCAAUGGCAGAGACCCAGGUUCGAUCCUGACGAAGGGUGCUGUCUGUACGAUCUCCACGUGACCAUGUGGGUUUUACCCGGGUCCUCUGGCUUCCUCACACACUUCAAAGAAGAACAGGUUUGUAGGUUAAUUUGGCUUGGGUAAUAAUUGUAAAUUGUCCCUAGUCUGUAGGAUAGUGCUCGUGUAUGGGGAUCACAGGUCGGCGCGAACUCGGUGAGCUGAAGGGCCUGUUUCCGCACUGCAUCUCUAUACUAAAAGACUGUCAUGAUUUUUUUCAGUUAACCCCACAUGAAGACCCUGUACGUUUAGAUUAUAGCAGGACUUUGAAAGUGCGCUAUAGAGGGAAAGGAUUGAUUAUGCCAUUCUUUUUAAGUGUAUUGAAAAGUGUAUUUAAGUGUGUAGAAUUAAUUCUUGUGUAUUGAUUUCCAUUUAUUGCAAAUAAACAGAAAACAACAUAAUGCAACCCAAGUGUUGGACAAAUUAAAGUUUGAAGAAGCCAAAGGAGGUCUAAAUGAAAACAGAGCCAUAAAUGAAAGUUCGUUUGAGAUGCCCAUUUUUGAUCACCUUGUUUGUGAAUGUUGCGAACAAACAUUUAGUGCCCUCACAUCUGUGAAACCGAUUUCCAGAUGUAUUUCCUGUAGCACUUCCCAAUGUGCUUUAAAAGGUGGGGGAAAGAACUGUCCAACGUCAUCGGACUCUCGGCAAACAUUCUUAAGACAGAAUUUGCUCAGGAGGCAUGCUUCAGUUGGAACAAACACUUCUGACCAAUUUUCUUCAGAAGAAAUAUGGCGAAUGACUCCUAGUAUUUCAUGGACAAAUACUGAAGAUCAGUGUAUUGUUACUAAUAACUAUUUAGACAAAAAUCAUUCAGAUUCAUCAAGAAGUAGCACCACAUGGAAAGAAAAUUCUGAAUUGUUUCUCAGUAACAGUGUGCAAACAGCUAAACCUUACAGUAAUGCAUCAUCAGUAAAAAAGCUAUCUUGUGUUAAUGCAAAGAGGCUGGCAUCCCAUUCGGCAUUACAAACCCCCGUUUGUUCCUCAUUUACUCCAGUGUCUACACCUGUGGGGUUUGAAAUCAUUUCAUUGUGCAGUAGUGAUGGAAGUACAGCGAUGAAACAAAUGGAAUCAUUAGCAUUUUCAAAUGAUGUCCAUCAUUUGGAGGAAAAAUACGCAGAGAUGAAAAACACUGAUUCUCACACAUGUCCAUUAGCUCAGGAAUUUGCUUUACUCACACAAGAAAAUAUUGAAAAAUUUGAGUUACUUCAACUCAGAAAGGAUUUUCAAGAAAAUCAGGAAAUAACUGAUAAAGAUUGGCAAAUGGAAAAUGAGGUUUAUCAAACAAUGCCUUCUGAACAGAAUGUUGCUCAGAUGGCAUUAGAAAGUCCGUGGGAAUUGCCAUGCAUUAAUAGGAAGUCACUUUCAGUGAUGGUGCCUCCAAUAUCACCACUACCAAAAAUUGCUACUGAUCCCACAAUUAAGGAAAUAAAAAUGCCUAACCUUACUGAAAAUGAGUUCAAUCUGCAACAGAGGAUUGGAAUGCAGCAGUGGGGACCAGCAUCAAUCAAGAAAGUUAAUUCUGCAGAUUGGAUUAAUGCAAACAUAAUAAAAUCUGAAGUACCAACCAUCAAUAAAAUGCAGGCCACUUCCCUGAAGUUGCAUCUGGGAAAAAACGUGACUUGUAAAUUGAAUGGUUUCGUUCAACAUUCUGCUGAAACACACAAACCCCCAGAAGUUCGACUUGAGGAUGAUUAUGUUGAAUUAGUUGAAAUGAAAGCUCAAGGUGUUGAAAAAUCACCAUUAUAUCAUAAUCAAAUGACUCACUUUGAAGUGAAACCAAGCAAAGAUGAAGUAAACUCCUUUGAAGCCAUGAAAAAAAUUGGUACAGCCAGAUUCAGUAAGCACAAUGAUUAUCAGGAAUCUCAUUUGGGCAAGCAAAUUCUACAGAAGGGAUCAAAAUUUUUGGGGAUUAAACAACGAUUUGAAGAGUUGCUUGGUUACCAUUCGUCCCAAACCUUUAAUAAACCUGAUGUAUUUCAACAACAUCAAUAUUCAGCACAUCAGCCAUCAAAAACAGAGUCUGAGCUGAUGAAUGAAUCUGUUCUACAAGAAAUUGGCAUUGCAAAUGAGAAUAUUGAAUUUAUUCAAUUAACAAAAACUGAAAACAUGCCACAGCUGAACUGUGGAGUACUGGAAACAACUAUGAACGCAUCCACAAAACUAAAUUGUAUUUCUGAGACCAUGGAGCCUAAAGUGGGACUCACGGCACAAACUGAUGUACUAUCUAAAACAAAUGAAAAAGAAAAAAUCUAUCAAGCUAUUGCAAGACACGAGUCUAUGACUCCAAAUGUCAUAGAUAUGCAUACAGAUACAAUUCAGUAUAUUAUGAAUGAAUCUGAAAUGUUUAUUGCUGAGAAACAGGUCAAAAUUCCGGCUCGUGUUCAAGGAUCAAUUAACAGAGUUGAUAAGCAGUACAAAAUGUCUUCAGUUAGGUUUAGCUCUUCUGACAUGAAUCAGAGGCAAAGACCUGGAAGUUUACCAUUUAUUAAGAAGGAUGCUAUAAAAUACUUAGAGAUGGACUUUAAGAACAGACUUACGGCUAAUUUCUGGGAAAAUCCAAAUAAUAUUGAAAAAUCAACAAGACCAAUAACUUCAGAAGGAGCCAGCUUAACUAUGGGAAGGGAUGUCCAAAUAGCGCCAAUUGUUGUGGAGUCAGCUUUCAUUGAUGAAAAAAUGAGAAAUUGUUUUGAAUGGUAUGUCACACAACGAAAACAUCAAAACCGAUGGGGUUUAUCCUCAAGUUUUGAGAGACCUACAGAUAUACUAAUUUCACCUUUUCUAAAAUGUAUUUCUUCGCAGCUAAUUGAUAGUGUUGUUAUUACAAACAAAUUGCCAUUCAUAACUGAAGAACAUAAAAAUAUGAUCGAAAGAAAUGUGAAGGAGAAAAUCGCAAGUAAUAACUUGCAACUCCAGCAAUCUUUAGAUUACAUUGUUGAUGCACCACUGCAGUCAGAAAGCCUUGAACGGAAUGAUUCAUUGUUGAAGAACACUGACACGCCAUAUCUUUUUAAAACAAUUCCUCAUCAGGAAGAUGAUAUUAAGGGACUUGAAAAAUUCUUCCCAACUCAUGAUGGUGGGAUGAGGAAUGAAGAGAUAAACAAAUUGAAAGAACUAUGUGUUGUCACCACAUUAAAGCUAAAAGUGAAAAGACAAUUACAUUUCUGCUUAACAAAACAGCAUGUGGAAAUUAUAUCAGAUUGUUUACCAAAUGUGGUCAUGGAAUCAUAUGAACAAUACUAUCACCCAGUGGCAAAGAAAUGUUUACCCAAGUUGAUCAAUGUUGGGAAAGGAUAUAAAAAGCCGAGACCUUUGUAUAUACCUUUUAUGAAACGUGAUGUUAUCGACCGUUUGGAAAUUAGCUUAAGACAAAAACUUAUUUUGAGUUUGUGGGGAUCUCCAAAUUCAUUUGAAAAAUCGUUGGAGACAACAAUCCCAAAAGCACCACCUGUACCUUCCCCGUGCAAAGUAAGAGCAGCUAAAAUAGACCCCAUUGGUAUCAAAAUAGAUUUCAUUGAAAAACAAACUAUAAACCAUUUGGAAAGGCACAUUGCGCAAACAAAAUCUGAAUUUAAUUGUGUUAUACCAACAGAAAUUCAAAGAUCAAGAGAUAUAAUCAUGCCACCUGCCCCAGUAUUGAUGGAUUCUAAACUAAAGUUACAAUCUUAUGUACACUCAGUUAUGAAUGAUAGUUCAGUUAGAAUAAUAAAUGAUGAGCAUAAAAAAGCAUUGGAGGCCAAUUUAAAGAAGAAGAUAAUCAAUCAUAAACGUGGUCUCCUUCCUAAUUUUGUUCAGAAGUCUUUAAUUAAUGUUAUGGAUUCUCAUUCGUUGAAAGGUCCCAUUGCAUCAUCGGACAUCAUAAAAGAAAGAAAGAUAUUAGCCGGUAACUUGGAGAGUUAUAAGAGGAUAUUAAGAGAAGAUAACAGGAAGAGUUCUGCAUCAACCAAAGUAUUUAAAGAUAAACUAGAAAUGUGCAGCAGAAAACAGUGCUUAGAAAUUAACAUGGAUUCUCUUCCAGAAAUAGUAAAAGAGGCGUACAAAGUCGCAUAUUGUUUAGAAUCAAAAUAUACAUUACCAAAAUUAAUUUCUAUUGGAAGAGGUUAUACGAAAUCACGACCAAAAUUUCUGCUAUUUAUUGAACGCGAUUUAAUUGACUGUUUGGAGCUGAACUUGAAGCAUAAACAGAUUUCCCAUCUGUGGAAAGUUGAAACCUUGCAUGAAAGAUCAUUAGGAAUGAUUUUUAAGGAACAAAGCAUUUUGCCAUCCAACAUGAUAAUUGUUAAGGAAGUAGUACCUGUUGCUCUAAAAACAUAUUUCAUUUCUAAUCAUACCCGAUCACUUUUAGAGUGGCACAUUACACAGAAAAAGCUUCAACACAUCUGGAGUGUGCCAUUACAUAUUCAGAGAUCCCAACAAGCAUUCAGUCCACCUGCUCCAAAACUUAUUGCUUCACAACUGAAACCACAGCCUGAUUUUGAUGUAAAUAUUAUACUAAUUGAACAUUCAUUUUUUUGUGCUGAAAGUAAGAAAAGAUUGGAGUUGAAUGUACUGAAAAGGAUAAUAAAUAAUCAUUGGGGUCUUCCAAAGUUUGUUCAUUUGUCAUUGGAGAGCUUUAUUCCUCACGCUCCAUCUGUCAGACCACAAUUAGUGGAAGAAAAUAAAUCAUUGGUUAAUGGUAACUUUAAAACUGUUUGUUUGUCAAGUAAGAUUCUGCGACCGAAGGACGGAAAAAUUACUACUCCACAAUGUGAACAAACUAUCAAAUUUGUGAAGGCAAUUAAAAAAAGAAUCCUGCCUAUAUUUGAUCACGAUAAAUCAGAACAUAAAGAUAAAUUAGAUAUGUGUUUAUUUAAACAACGUCUAGAACUAAAACUGAACCACUUGCCCUCAAUUGUACAAGAGCUCUAUGAAAAUACGUAUCCCUCAGAACCAAAACAAAGCUUAUCAAAACUUCUCACACUCAGUGAAAGUCUUAAAAAAACAAGACCAGAGUAUAUCCCAUUUUUUGAACGUGAUGCCAUUGAACACUUGGAAAUGAAUUUGAAGAAUAAACAUAUUUCACACCUUUGGGGAUUUCACAGUUUACAUGAGAAGUCAAUGGAAUUUAUGAUUCCUAAAGCUCCACCUGUCCUUCCAGCAAUCAAAGCAAAUAGAGCCCAAAUGGAGGCUGUACCAAUGGAAGCUGGUUUUAUUGGCAGAGACAUCAGAGAUAAAUUGGAAUGGCAUAUAAUUCAAAAGAAACUUCAGCACAAUUGGGGCUUACCAUUUUAUUAUCAGAACUCAGUGGAAGCAUUAAUUCCAGCUGCUCCAAAGGUGCUUUCAUCGCAGUUAAACUUGCAAUUUGAUUUCAUUAUACUUAAUGCACCAUGUGAAUUAUCAUUUGUUGAUAUUAAAAUUAUUAAAAAAUUAGAGUUAAAUAUAAGGAAAAAGAUCAUCAAUCAAAGAUGGGGACUUCCAACCCUUAUUCAAUCAUCUUUAGAAGUUUUUAUAGCUCCUGCACCACAAAUGAAUAUCAUUAAGCCCUCAGAACCUGUGACUAAUAAAAAGUUAAAGGCUAAUAACAUUGAAAUUAAAGAGCCUUGUAAAAAUGAAAAUCCACAGAAAACAUUAGUGCAACUAAAAAGAAACAAGUUCAUCUCAGCAUCAUAUGAGAGAACGAGAAGGAAUUCAAAAACAACAAGAGCAGAGGGGAUGUUUGUUUUUGCUCAACUCAAACAAGAGGAUAAACAUAAAUUGGAUAUCUGCUUGACUAAACAAUGUCUAGAAAUUCACAUGAACAGUAUUCCAGAAAUAGUGAUGAAGUUUUAUAAAAUCACCUAUCUCCCAAUAUCAAAAAAAUCAUUACCGCACCAUAUUGUGUCUAGAAGUGAUUUCAAAAAGCCAAGAUCAGUAUAUAUAUCUUUUAUUGAACAAGAUCUUAUUGAUCAACUGGAACUUAAUUUAAAACACAAACAGAUUAACCAUCUCUGGAGACUUGCAACUCUGUAUAUUGAAUCUUUGGAAAUGCUGAUUCCUUCAGGACCACCUGUACCUCCAUCAAUCAAAGCAAGUGGAGCUCAAAUAGAACCUGUAGGUAGAGAAAUUAUUUUUUCUACUGAAGUUCGAAAAGAUCUUCACUUGCAUGUAAUACGGAAGAAGCUUCAGCACAAUGAGGGCUUGCCAUUGCACAUUCAAAAAUCUGAAAACAUAUUUAUUCCAUCUGCUCCAAAACUAAUGUUGUCCAAGUUAAAUCGCCAGCCUUAUUUUGACAUUAUCUUUAUCCCAUCUGAACUGACAUUCCUAAAUGAAGAACAUAAACGAAUAUUGGAGUUCAAUGUAAAGAAAAGGAUUGUAAAUCAGAAAUGGGGCCUUCCCAAGGUUAUUUUGUCAUCUUUGUGUAAUUUUAUGGCUCGAGCUCCAUCCAUGAAGGAUGUCAUUCUGCAAGACAAAAUAAUCAAAAACAAGAAUAAUGUAGGCAGCACUCUCAUUAAAAAAAAAAGUAGUAGAAUGUUUCAUCACAAUAGAUUUCCACAAUAUAUUCAAGAAAAAUAUUUGUUACACCAGAAUAUAAGAGGUAGUAACAACAAAACAUCAAAAAACAUUGAGGUAUUUUUAGGUCUCAAACCAGAACAUAAGGAUCAGUUAGAUGUAUGCAUAGCAAAGCAAAGCCUGGAAGUUAAAAUGUACUAUUCGCCAAAGCUGGUAAAGGUGUUCUACAAAAAUACCUAUGCUCCACCAUCAAAAAAACGUCUUCCAAGAUUAAUCGCAUGCAAUGAAGGAUUUAAAAAGCCAAGAUUAAUGUAUACCACUUUUGUUGAACUGGAUGCUGUAGAUCGUUUAGAAUUGAAUUUAAAACACAAACAAAUUAACCAUCUUUGGGGAUUUGACACAGCGUAUGAAAUGUCAGUCAAAAUGAUCAUUCCCAAAGGACCUAAUGCAUACCCAAUGAUUAGAUCAAAAGGACAUCGUAUUCAACCAGUAGGUGUGGAAACAGCUUUCAUUGAAGUGGAGACAAGAAACGUAAUGGAAUGGCACAUCAGACAGAGAAAACUUGAGAAUACCUUGGAUUUACCAUUACACAUUUUGAAAUCCAUAGAUAUGUGGAUUCCUACUGCUCCAAAACUGAUUUCGGGUCAGUCAAACCAGCAUUAUUUUAAUACCGUAGCUAUUAUAGCGGGAGAGCCAGAUUUCAUAAGUUCUGAACAUAGAAAACGUUUGGAACUGAACACAAAGAAAAAGAUCAUAAAUCAGAAAUGGGGACUUCCAAAUCUUAUUCAGUUAUCCCUGAAAACCUUUAUGGCUCCACCUCUACCUUUGGAAGAUUGUGCUCUAAAAUCUAAAAUCAUGAAAGAAGUUAAAACAUUUCCUGAUGUUGAUGUCGAGUUUAAUUCCAAAAUGAUGAACAGAGACGAGAAAGGAAAGUUAGCUUCACUAACUUAUGAAAAAGUUUCAAAAAAUACAACCAUUAGGAAAAUAAGUGCAUUUCCAGAUUUUGUCAAGUUCGAGAAAGAAUAUAAGUAUAAAGUAAAUAGCUGCUUGUUAAUGCAAAUUAUCAAUACUAAACUGCAUUGGUUACCUGACAUUGCACAGGAAUUUUAUAAAAAUUAUUAUCCUGCUGUUUUGAAAAAGACAUUACCAAAACCAUUUGUUGUAAAUGAAGGAUUUAAAAAACAAAGACCACGGUGCUUACCUUUUGUUGAGCAAAAUGCCAUUUAUCAAUUGGAGCUGAAUUUAAAGCACAAACAGAUUAUCCAUCUUUGGAAACUUGAAACUCUAUAUGAUAAAUCUAUCAAAAUGAUGAUUCUUAAAGGUCCACCACUGGCUCCAGCAAUCAAAGCAAAUGAAACUAAAAUAGAAUCUGAGGGUUCGGAAAGAUCUUCCAUUGCUUAUAAUAUUAGAGACGGACUGGAGUGGCAUAUCACACAGAAAAAACUGCAACAAAAUUGGGGCUUACCACUGCAUAUUGAAAUGUCACUACAAUGCUUUAUUCCAUUGGCCCCCAAACUGAUUCCAUCCCAACUAAAUCUUAAACCUAGCUUUAGGAUAAUGGUUGCUCUAAAUGAACUGCCAUUUCUGAUUAAAGAACACAAGAAAUUAUUGGAACUCAAUAUAAGAAAGAAAAUAAUAAAUCACAAAUGGGGUCUCCCAACACUUAUUCAGUCUUCAUUAAAAAAUUUCAUGGGCCUUAAUGGCUUGAGAAAUGAUCGAGUGCUUCAGUCAGAAAUCACGAUUUUCAGAAAUGUUGGGCUCAGCAAAAUUAAAAUCCCAUCGCAGAUUACCAAAACAAGAACAUUACUGUUACAACAUAAAAAGGAUAGCCAAAAUGCAAAGCCAUGUAAAAUAAAAUUAGCAGAUAUUUUUGACUCCCUUAAACAAGAAAGUAUUAAUAAAUUAGAUGUGUGCUUAAGGAAAUUGCAUCUAGAAAUUCAACUGCAUUGUUUGCCAGAAAUAGUAAAGCAAUUGUAUAAGGAAAAUUAUCCUUCCAUAUCAAAUACACUAUUAGAGAAGAUGAUUGUACCUAGUGAAGAACGCAAAAAACCACGUUCCUUGUAUAUAGUUUUUAUUGAACAAGAUGCAGUUGAUCGCCUCGAAAUGAAUUUAAAACAUCAACUAAUUUUCUCUCUUUGGGGUCUUGCUACUCCAUAUGAAAAAUCAAUAGACAUUAUGAUUGCUAAAGGCCCACCUGUGCCUCCAGCGGUCAAAUCACAGAGAGCUAAUAUAGUACCUAUGGGAAUGGAAACACUUUUCAUUGCUGAGAGAGUGAGGGAGAAUCUUGAAAGGCAAGUUAUACGGGAAAAACUUCAAAAAACCUGGGACUUACCAUUAUAUGUUCAAAGAUCAGAAGAAGCAUAUAUUCCCAUUGCUCCAAAACUUGUACUAUCUGAGCUAAAACCACAGCCUACAUUUUCAGUCAUUAUUGUUUCAAAUGAACUUGCAUUUCUUCAUGAUCAUCAAAAGAAAUUAUUGGAGAUGAAUACAAGGAAAAAGAUCAUAAAUUGCAAGUUUGGUCUUCCCACACUUAUCCAGUCAUCUUUGAAUAUGUUUACAGCUGUUUCUUCAGAUUUGUGCAGUCUCACCAAUAUGGACAAUAAUGAAAGUAAAACGAUUCUUCAACACUCAUCUCCUACCAUCAAAUGUGGGAAAUUAUCCACAACAAAAGAUAAAAUUUGUGACAGAAGCGAGAAAUCUAAAAAAAUUGAUAAUGAUCUUUUAUGUACUCGCCUCAAACCCGAGAGGAAGAACAUCCUUCUAGAGACUUGUGUAUUAAAGUCGUGUCUAGAAAUUAAGAUUGGGUACAUUCCUGAAAUGGUAAGUAAGUCGUAUGAAAACACCUGUUCUGCACAGUCAAACAAGCCUCUGCCAAAGCUUAUUGCACUUGGCAGAGGGUUUAAAAAAACAAGACCAUAUUAUUUACCUUUUAUUGAGCAAGAUGUUGCUGAUCACUUGGAGUUGAAUUUAAGGCACAAACAAAUUAGCCAUCUCUGGAAAAUUUCAAAUUUAUAUGACAAAUCAAAAGAAAGAAUGAUUUCUGAAGGACCACCUGUUCCUCCGGCAUUCAAGGGAAAUGAAGCUUUAAUAUACCCAGAGCAUUUGGAAAUAGGUUUCAUUGAUGAUGAAGUUAAGGACAAUCUAGAAUGGCACAUCACACAGAAAAAACUUCAGCAUCACUUUGGAUUGCCAUUACUUGCAAAGAUAUCACAAGGAGCUUUUAUACCAUCUGCUCCAAAACUAAUUCCAUCACAGUUGAAACCACAACUUGGUUUUACUUUAGUUUUUGCUUCACCUGAACUGUCCUUCCUCAGCUCCGAACAGAGAAAAUGUCUUGAGUUGAUCACAAGGAAGAGAAUCAUUAAUUACAAAUGGGGACUGCCCAAAGCUAUUCAAUCGUCUUUGAAUAGUUUUAUGGCUUCAUUUUCUCUGCAGUCAGAAAUGAUGGAAAGAAAUGAGGAAUUGUUCUGUAUUUCACAUACAAAAAAUAAAAAAGUAGAUAUUGCUAUGAAUAGAUUUUUACAACCUAAAAAUGCAGAGUUGUCAUCAAAUCAAAAUCAGAAAUGCAGUGGCAUUCUGAAACCCAACAGCAUGAGAGAGGGGUGUUUUUCUGCUAAACUCGACCCAGAAUAUAAAGAUAGGCUAGAAUUAUGUUUAAUAAAGCAAUGUCUUGACAUAAAAAAUGGUCAUUUGUCAACUGCAGUGUAUAAGAUGUACGAAACAGCUUUCUGUCCAAUUUCAAAGAAGCCAUUUCCAAAACCAAUUGCACCAGGGAAAGGAUUUAAAAAGCUGAGAUCAUUGUACAUACCCUUUAUUGAACAAGAUGCUGUUGAUUGCUUGGAAUUGAACUUAAGGCAUAAACAUCUUACUCAUCUCUGCGGAAUUACAACACUUUUUAAAGAAUCAGUAGCAUUGUUGGUCCCCAAAGGACCACCAACCCCUCCAGCAAUCAAGGCAAGUGGAGCUCAAAUAGAGCAUGUAGGUAUGGAAACAACAUUCAUUGACAGUGAAAUUACAGAGAGUCUAGAAUGGCAUAUUGUACGGAGGAAACUUCAGCACAUCUGGGACAGCCCACUUCAUAUUCAAAUUUCGCAAGAAAGAUUUAUGCCAGCAGCACCGAAAUUAAUAGCAUCUCAGCUAAAACCCCAGAUCAGUUUUGCUUUCAUCCUUGUCCCAGCAGAGCUGAUCUUCCUUACUGACGGACACAGGAAAGUACUGGAACUGAAUAUGAAGAAACGGAUUGUAAAUCGCAAAUGGAAUCUCCCAAAGUCUGUCCAGUCAUCUGUGAGUCAUUUUAUACCUGAUGCCCCGCAAAUGAAGGAUUUUGUACCACAGCCUCAAAACCAACCAACUCCAAUUAUCAUGAUGUCUCCUCCUGUAAGCCGUGUUCUUUGCAUGAAAAAUGAGAGGCUGCUGUCAUCAAAAUUACAAAAAAACAAAAACGUGCAAGAGAAUCACAAAGUCCCUUUUGAUAACUUUAAGGCUGAAUGUGAAGAUGUUGUAAAUCUCUGCUUAGUAAAGCAAAGCUUAGAAAUUAAAAUGGACCAUCUACCUGAUCUAGUAAAGGAUUCAUACAGUGCUUUCUAUGCUCAGGCAUCAGAGAAAACUUUAACAAAGUCUAUUUUACCAGGCCAAAGACUUAAAAAACAGAGAUCAUCAUAUAUGCCUUUUACUGUACAGGCAAUGAUUGAUUGUUUGGAAUUGAACUUAAAGCACAAACAGAUUAUUCAUCAAUGGGGAUUCCAAAGCCUUCAUGAAGAAUCAUUAGAAAUGAUGAAUCCUAAAGGACCACCAUUACCUCCAAUAAUCAAAGCGCGUGGAGGUCAAAUAGAACAUGUAGGUAUGAAAAUAAUCUUCAUUGAAAGUAAAACUAGGGAAAGGCUGGAAUGGCAAAUAAAACAAAAAACACUUCAGUACAUUUGGGGCUUACCAAUACAUAUUCAAAGCUCAUUAGAAAUGUUCAUUCCUGUUGCUCCAAAACUGAUUUUAUCACAGUUAACUGCAAAGCCUGACUUUGCAGUAGUUGUUGUUUCAUCUGAAGCUGCUUUUCUGAGUGAUGAAUAUAAGCAAAUACUGGAUCGAAAUAUAAAGAAAAGGAUCAUAAAUCGCAAAUGGGGUCUUCCAAAAGUUAUUUCUGCAUCAUUAUUUCAAUUUAUGGCCACUCCAAUUGGCAAAGGCUUCAUUCUACCAUCUAAAGAUAUUAGUGAAUCCAACAUAACAUAUAGCAAUAAUCUAGAUAAGAGUUAUGAAAUAUUUUCACAGGGUACAAAUUUGCGGCUCAAAGGGGGAACAUUGCUUCCGCAAUAUGAGAACGCUGAGAUGACCUUGCAUAAAGUCGAAGAGAUAAUUACUAAUUUACACCUUAUGCCAGAGUGCAAACAUAAUCUGAAUAUGAAUUUGACAAAGCAGUGCCUGGAAAGUAAAAUUAAUUGCAUUCCUAAACUGGUAAAGGAUUUAUACAAAAUUACCUAUUCUCUCAUGUCAAAGAAACAAUUACCAAAGAUUAUUGUACCUGGCAGAGGAUUAAAUAAAACAAGAUCAGCAUAUAUUCCUUUUGUUGAGCAAUAUGCUGUUGAUCGGAUAGACAUGAACUUGAAACACCGCCAACUUUUAUAUCUUUGGGGACUUCAAACAAUAUCUGAAAAGUCAAUGGAAAUGAUGAUUUCCAAAGCACCACCACUGCCUCCAUUGAUUAAUACUGGCAGAGUUGGAAUCAAUCAUUUCUGGAUAGGAACAUGCUCUUUUUCUGAUGAGGUUACCAAGUUUUUAGACUGGCAUAUUUUGCGGAAAAAAAUGCAGCAUAUGUGGGCUUCCUCAUCACAGUUUCAAAAGUCAGCUGAGGCAUUUAUUCCUCUUGCUCCAAAUCUGACAUUAACCCAUCUUAAUCCUCAGCCCAAUUUAAAAAUAAAAAUUGCAACAGUUGAGUUAUCAUUUGUAAAUAAUGAACAUAAGAAGGUACUAGAGAUGUAUACAAAGAAGAAGAUUAUAAAUCAUAGGUGGGGACUUCCCAAAGUUAUUGAGUCGUCCUUAAAUGAAUUCAUGGCACCACCACCUUUAAUAAAGGAUACAGCAACACUGUUUCAGAUUAAGGAAAAAUGCAGAACAAGAUUCAGAAGCAAAGGCCUAUCAAAGAAUCAUAAAAUGAUUUCUGCUAAGUGCACAUCUCAUCUUAGCAAAGGAGAGAAAAGUACUUUAGAUAGUCAAUGCUUGAAGGAAAAUGUUAGAAUGAAAUCAAGCGAAAUAUCUGUUAUUGAUGAACUUUUACCAGAAAAUAGAAACAAGCUAAACAUGUGCCUGAUGAAUCAAAACGUAUCUAAUAAAUUAGAUUGUGUACCUGAGCUUGUAACAGAGCUAUACCAACAAACGUACCAUUUUGUAUUGAUGAAACCAUUAGCAAAACUCACAACAGCUGGCAAAGGAUUUAAAAGAGCAAGAUUAUCACAUAUUCUGUUUGCUGAACAGGAUAUUAUUAAUAGCUUAGAGAUGAAUUUAAAGCUUAAAAAGCUUAAUAAUCUCUGGGGUUCGGCAACAACAUUUGACAUGUCAAUAGAGAGGAUGAUCCCUGAAGCGCCACCUUUGUUUCCAGCAAUAAAAGCAAUAGGAGCUAACAUAGAGCACGUGGGUAUAGAAUUAACCUUCCAAUCUGCUGAAACCAUUGAUAUGUUGGAAUGGCAUAUCAAAACAAAGAAAUGUCAGCAUAAUUUGGGCAUACCAUUGCACAUUCAAAGAUCAAUAGACACCUUCAUUCUACCUCCUCCAAAACUAGUACUAUCCCAAUGUACUCAGUAUUCCAACUUUGAUAUUGCCUUAUUUGUAAAUGAUCUAAUAUUUAUAAAUGAAGAACAUAAGGAAGCAUUAGAAACAAAUAUCAACAAUCAGGUCAUAAAUCACAGCCAGGGUAUUCCGAAUAUUAUACAAGCCUCUUUGAAUAGUUUUAUAACUCCUGCUCCAACAAUUAUAAAAGACAUACAGCUCUUAAGCACUGAAGAAAGAAGCGCAAUAGAACUGGAACAAUAUGAAUUGAGCAAAAUUAAUAUAAUUGAAUUUGCUGACCAUAACUUAAUGACAAGCACAAGUUGUAGAGAUGUUGAUGAAUGUAGCAAUGUUGAUUGUAUAGAAGAAUCUUUUGCUUGUCCAAAACUGGAAUCUAAUGAUAAACAGGCGGUGCCUCUGACAAAGCAACCUUCACAAAUGAAGUCAUUGGACAAACGUAUCCGUGCAACCUCAAGUAAGCAUUUUCUGAAUUUGAAUGAUCUUUAUACCAGAUUCAAAAAGCAAAAUUUAAAGAACAAAUGCUACGAUCAUCAUCUUGAGAUAGAUUAUUCCAUUGCUUCAUCUAGUUACACACCAACUACUAUGAAAACUGUUGAGUCUGUAACUGGGACACCAGACAUGAAGUUGUCUGAUUUGGCAUGUAAUCCAGUGACAAUUGGAGGCCUCUCUGUAGGUCCAACAGUAAUAGGAGAAAACCUGGCGUCAUCACCCUCAACAAUGCAAGAAGACUUGUCCAAUUAUCAGAAACAAAAUAAAGAGCCUGUUUUAUUGACCCCUCCUGGUCCUAAUGCAGAUUGUGAAGAAAUGUUAUUAAAAAAUGCAAUGAAUAUUGAGCAUGACGAGUCACUUUCUAAACGAUUGACUGAGGAAGCAAAUAUUCAUGUUCAGCAAGAUGACGAACAUGGAAUUGUUAAACUAACUCCAGGUUUUGUUAAUGACCAGAAUGAAAAAGAAAACAUGCAAGUUAAUUUAUCAGGAAUGAUCUGUUCACAGCCACCACCAGUAGCACUUUGUAAAUCCUUGCCGAAAAGAACAUCUAUAGCACCUCAGAUUCCCGAUGAUGGAAAUUACUUAAGUGUUUCUGAUGAAGAACUACACAAUGCUUUUUAUGAAAGCCUUAAUAAAUCAUACCAUACUUCUAAAAUCCCUGUUGUAAAGAAAAAAUGUAGGAAAACCUAUCAAAAUCGCUUUUCAAAUCAAUCCCAACCAGAGAAGACUUUGGUAAAGCCGAAGACUACGUUUUCCCGGCAAAUUUGUCAGAAACCAAGAACAUUUAAACAUAAAGAAGAAGGGAUGAAUUCUGAGUUAGGCAGCGGAAGCAUUCUUUUUGUUGAGCCAAAUGAAGAACUGCAGGAUACAAAUAUGAAUACCUGCGAUUCAGACACAGAUCAGAAAGAGACAUCAUUAACACAAGAAAGUUCUCAGAAUUAUAAAGAUCAUAAGCAAUCUUCACAAAGUUCCAAACUCCAAAGUCCAGGAUGUCAACAUGUGUUGCCAAUUGAGGAUCCUCCAUUUGCAGUAAAAGAAGACUUUGAAGUCUAUUACCAGUGUGAGGGUCCAUUAUUAACACGUGAUGUACACUAGGACAACAAACAGGAAAAGGUUCAUCAGCAGGACAACUUCAAUGUCAAGACGUUGAUGAAGCAAUUACCAGAUUGCCUGCUGAUAUGAAAUUGUUACAUUAGAUGUAACAUUACAAAGUGUAACAUUACACUUGCUUAAAUAAACAUCAUUCAAGCAAAGUGAAUAAUUCAUGAUAGUUGUGCAAUUAAGUGUAAAACAUAAAUGUAAAUUUGGAGACAGGAUGUGAGUGGGAACAUUUGGAGGUCAGCAAUACAACAUUUGCUGAUUACAUACACUGAUUGCAAAGUGGGACUUUACCGUAGUUAGAAAUUAGAUUUGCCACAUGUGUGCUUCCAGUUGUGAACUGAUGCAUUUACUAUGUUCAUGUUAUAGGAGGA